CUCAACAUUGGAUUAGAAUAUGGCCUUAUUUAAACAAGAGAUCAACUACCUUUUCUUUUACUAGAUCCUAAUCUUUUAAAAAAAAAUAUAUAUCCAUAAAUAUGGUCAGUAUGAUUCUGAAUUUUGUAACUUUUGUCUUGUAGUUAUAACCAUGCAAUAAAGCAGCUGAUUUGCAUUUGGAAUAUUUUAGUAGUAUAAAAUCUGUCCUAAACAAUUGGUGUCAAUGGCUUAUAUUUGCGACUUAUUAGGAGAGCAAGCAUUAGUCAAGUUCUAGUUUCUGGAGAUUUCUUGUGAUUGACAAUUACUUCCCUGAAUAUUUUAUAUAUUUUUUUAAUUUGUGUUUACUUCAGUUUUCAAAUGAGGACCAUUCAAGAUUUCUUUUUUCUUUUUUUUUUUUAAAUACAAGUUGAGUACAGCAUAUAUCUGUUAAUACUUUCUGUCGUUUCCAUUUGUUCUUACUAAGAAUUUUAUUUGUAUUUGGCAUCCGGGGAAAGAACUCAGACCAUUGACAACCUGCUUAAAUAAAUACUAUAAAACUCCAACAACACUUGCAAACAGUCUAACCCUUUGUGCCACGGUUGGCAUUCUUGGCAACAAAUAUUGACACUGCCUUUAUUUUUCACCUUUGUUCAUUUGUGGUAUGCUAAUGAAAGCCAGAAGAGGAAGGAGAUCUCAGGCCUUUUGGCCCUCCAUUGUGAUGAAGAAAUGGCUGAAUAUUGCUCCUAAAGUGUAUGAUUUUAGUGAAGAUGAAGUUGACACUGAAAUGGAGAGUGAGGAUGAUGCUUGCUCUCUCAAAGAUGAAAGGGUGCUUGAAGAUCACGGACAUAGAAAACCGGGGAAGCUUAAUGAAUGCCAGACUCAAACUGAAUUGUAUUGCUCAGGGAAACCAAGACACAGGAGAGGGAAAUCAGAAACGUUGAGAGUUGAGUAUAUUAACAAGAAAGAUGUGAGAGUUACAGUAGGUACUUGGAAUGUGGCUGGAAGACUUCCAGAUGAGGAUCUAGACAUUGAUGAAUGGAUUCAUAUGCAAGAACCUGCAGAUAUCUAUAUUCUUGGCUUCCAAGAGGUGGUCCCACUGAGUGCUGGAAAUGUACUGGGAGCAGAAAAUAGAAGACAAGUUCCAAAAUGGGAAGCCAUCAUCCGAAGAACAUUAAACAGGACACAAAAACCUGAACCUAAGAUCAAGAGUUAUAGUGCUCCACCAUCUCCAGUUUUAAGGACUUCUUCUGCUGCUGACAUAAUUGUUGAUAUGGUUGAUACUCCUGCGCUGGAUAUGAUGGCAGAUGCAUCACUGGACACAACUUCGUUUCGUGAAAACAACCUAGGAAAGAGUAUACAUUUCUAUGGCACUGAGUGUGAUAGUAGAUUUGAUUGGCCUGAACGUUCACUUGAUGCAACACCUCAAGUUCUUUCUUCUAGUUUCAAGUUGAGGAGAGUCUUGAGUAGUUGCGCGACAGUUGGUUUUGGUAGCAUAGUCAACCCUCUUGCUUUUGAUGGCAGAGGGUUAAAGAGGGUGCACCAAAGCUCAGGAAACUUAGGAUUAAUGUGGAUGGAUCAACAAGAUGUACCUGUACUUGUUGAUUCUCUUUCUGAUGGCUCUCCUGACGAGGAAAAUGACUUGUUUGAAGAAUUUCCAGAGGUCAACAAAGAAGAAAGUUCACUUCUAAAUCAUGCAGUGAAGUCACGUCCAAUGUAUGUUCGUAUUGUCAGCAAGCAGAUGGUUGGUAUAUAUGUAUCAGUUUGGGUACGUAGAAGAUUGAGGAGGCACAUAAACAACUUGCAAGUCUCUUCUGUUGGUAUUGGACUAAUGGGGUACAUGGGCAAUAAGGGAUCUGUUUCUGUGAGCAUGUCUCUUUUCCAGUCAUGGCUAUGCUUUGUUUGUUCUCAUUUGUCAUCUGGUCAAAAGGAUGGAGCUGAGCAAAGGCGUAACACUGAUGUCAAUGAAAUCAUGAGGCGUACUCGUUUCUCAUCCAUAUUUGACACAGAUGCAGAUGAACCACAAACAAUUCCAUCUCAUGAUCAGAUAUUCUGGUUUGGAGAUUUAAAUUAUCGAAUCAGUAUGGUAGAUACUGAAGUACGGAAGCUUAUCGCCAAUAAGCAAUGGAAUGAACUUCUCAAUAGUGAUCAGUUAAGCAAAGAACUCCGAAAUGGACAUGUCUUUGCUGGUUGGAAGGAAGGGUUGAUUAACUUUGCUCCAACUUACAAGUAUGAAAUCAACAGUGAUAGAUACAAUGGAGAAAUUCCAAGAGAAGGGGAAAAGAAGAGAUCACCAGCAUGGUGUGAUCGUAUACUCUGGUUUGGAAAUGGUAUAAAACAGCUCCUCUACAAGCGAGCAGAACUAAGACUAUCAGAUCAUCGGCCUGUAAGUUCAAUGUUCUCAGUACAAGUGGAAAUAUUUGACCACAGAAAGCUACAGAGAGUUCUAAAUGUUAACAACGCUGCUAUACAUCCUGAGAUUCUGCUUGAAACGGGAGAGUAAGACCUGAAGCUUCUGCAAAUAACUUGCUACCAAGCUUGACAGUAGGUGCGCAAGUGCGAGGCCGAUUUUGCAGAAGACUGGCUCGCAUCUACGAGUAAGGGGAGCCUGCGACUUGUCGCAUCUGCGAUGGUAAGUUGUGCAGGUGCGGAGCUGCAUCUGGGAUGAUCGCAUCUCCAGGUCUUUUGUCGCGGAUGCAGGGGCCACAUUUGCGAAGGUGUUGUCGUACCUGCGAUAGCUUCUACAAGGCUUUUCUCGCACCUACAACAUUUGAGGGCUGGUAAGGCUAAGUGACUUCGAGUUUUAUCCUAUUUUCUUUCAUUUUUGCGAUCUAGACUUUGAGUAGAGCCAACUUUUAAAGAGUUCUUACUUCUAAGGUUAGUAAUUUUAACUUGAUUUUGAUUUAUUUCUAUAAUUUUUCCAUACAUUUUCACCCUAAAUCUAGGAUUUUUAAUAUGGAGAACUUGGGUUUUCGGUUUGAACUUAAGUGAGCUAAUUUUGAUAAUUUGGACCUCAAUUUGAGGUCGGAUAUACUAAUAUAUAUUUAGACUUAGGAGAAUGGAUCAUCUGGAUUUUGUCUUGGUUUCGGAUUUAGACCAUGUAGGCUCGGAUUAACUUUUUGUUGACUUUUGAUAUUUCAUCAAAGAUUGAACAUUUAUUAAUUGGAGAUAUUUUCU
This is a messenger RNA of Nicotiana tabacum (common tobacco), 3153 nucleotides long. RefSeq names its product type I inositol polyphosphate 5-phosphatase 2. The record is from RefSeq and is a predicted model, not a curated record. Gene Ontology annotation, molecular function: inositol-polyphosphate 5-phosphatase activity; phosphatidylinositol-3,4,5-trisphosphate 5-phosphatase activity; phosphatidylinositol-4,5-bisphosphate 5-phosphatase activity. Lineage: Eukaryota; Viridiplantae; Streptophyta; Magnoliopsida; Solanales; Solanaceae. Gene Ontology annotation, biological process: phosphatidylinositol dephosphorylation.